CUUCCUCUCGGUCCCAUAUUGAACUCGAGUUGGAAGAGGCGAGUCCGGUCUCAAAAUGGAGGUAAAACCGCUGCCCGGCCGCCCCCAGCCCGACUCCGGCCGUCGCCGUCGCCGCCGGGGGGAGGAGGGUCAUGAUCCAAAGGAACCAGAACAGUUGAGAAAACUGUUUCUUGGUGGUCUGAGCUUUGAAACUACAGAUGAUAGCUUAAGAGAACAUUUUGAGAAAUGGGGCACACUUACAGAUUGUGUGGUGAUGAGAGACCCCCAAACAAAACGUUCCAGGGGCUUUGGUGUUGUGACUUACGCUUGUGUUGAAGAGGUGGAUGCAGCAACGUGUGCUCGACCACACAAGGUUGAUGGGCGUGUAGUGGAACCAAAGAGAGCUGUUUCUAGAGAGGAUUCUGUAAAGCCUGGUGCCCAUCUAACAGUGAAGAAAAUUUUUGUUGGGGGUAUUAAAGAAGAUACAGAAGAAUAUAAUUUGAGAGACUACUUUGAAAAGUAUGGCAAGAUUGAAACCAUAGAAGUUAUGGAAGACAGGCAGAGUGGAAAAAAGAGAGGAUUUGCUUUUGUAACUUUUGAUGAUCAUGAUACAGUUGAUAAAAUUGUUGUUCAGAAAUACCACACUAUUAAUGGUCAUAAUUGUGAAGUGAAAAAGGCCCUUUCUAAACAAGAAAUGCAAUCUGCUGGAUCACAGAGAGGUCGUGGAGGUGGAUCUGGCAACUUUAUGGGUCGUGGAGGAAACUUUGGAGGUGGUGGAGGUAACUUUGACCGUGGUGGAAACUUUGGUGGAAGAGGAGGGUAUGGUGGUGGAGGUGGUGGCAGCAGAGGUAGUUAUGGAGGAGGUGAUGGUGGAUAUAAUGGAUUUGGAGGCGACGGUGGUAACUAUGGCGGUGGUCCUGGUUACAGUAGUAGAGGAGGCUAUGGUGGUGGUGGACCAGGAUAUGGAAACCAAGGUGGUGGAUAUGGUGGCGGUGGUGGAGGAUAUGAUGGUUACAAUGAAGGAGGAAAUUUUGGAGGUAACUAUGGUGGUGGUGGGAGUUAUAAUGAUUUUGGAAAUUACAGUGGACAACAGCAAUCAAAUUAUGGACCCAUGAAGGGGGGCAGUUUUGGUGGAAGAAGCUCGGGAAGUCCCUAUGGUGGUGGUUAUGGAUCUGGUGGUGGAAGUGGUGGAUAUGGUAGCAGAAGGUUCUAAAAACUCAGAAGAAAAGGGCUACAGUUCUUAGCAGGAGAGAGAGCGAGGAGUUGUCAGGAAAGCUGCAGGUUACUUUGAGACAGUCGUCCCAAAUGCAUUAGAGGAACUGUAAAAAUCUGCCACAGAAGGAACGAUGAUCCAUAGUCAGAAAAGUUACUGCAGCUUAAACAGGAAACCCUUCUUGUUCAGGACUGUCAUAGCCACAGUUUGCAAAAAGUGCAGCUAUUGAUUAAUGCAAUGUAGUGUCAAUUAGAUGUACAUUCCUGAGGUCUUUUAUCUGUUGUAGCUUUGUCUUUUUCUUUUUCUUUUCAUUACAUCAGGUAUAUUGCCCUGUAAAUUGUGGUAGUGGUACCAGGAAUAAAAAAUUAAGGAAUUUUUAACUUUUCA
This is a messenger RNA of Globicephala melas (long-finned pilot whale), 1579 nucleotides long. RefSeq names its product heterogeneous nuclear ribonucleoprotein A3-like. Lineage: Eukaryota; Metazoa; Chordata; Mammalia; Artiodactyla; Delphinidae. Gene Ontology annotation, molecular function: mRNA 3'-UTR binding. Gene Ontology annotation, biological process: mRNA splicing, via spliceosome. Gene Ontology annotation, cellular component: catalytic step 2 spliceosome. The record is from RefSeq and is a predicted model, not a curated record.